AUGAGCAUGUCUCCGACGACCAAACCAGUGCGCAACGUUAAAGUCAACGUUCCCAGACACAACUCGCAGCGCAUAGGUCCAGCGGUGACCGCGCAGGUGGAAACCUACGCUCGCGAAGACCGUGUGCGCAUCGACAUUAGCCAAACCGCACCGGAUCCCAAUAGUGCCCUCGGGCAGGCCAUUGAAAGUGCGUCAGAAUGGAACUCUCUACUUCUGACUGCUCGCGCAGAGAGGGGUCCUCAAUGGGAUAUCGGAACACAGCAGUUUUUAGUAGAGGAGUACUCUGAUUUAUAUUAUGACCCAACUGCCCUACUUGCAUACCAGAAGGAGGCUCGUCCUCCCAUGGACGGCGAAGACGUCCCUUCUACCUCUACCAACACUGCCUCCAACGAGCAGAAGAUCCAGGAACAGCUUCCUGGGACGCCCCGGAAUGCAGCUCAGCGUCCUCCCACCACACCUCAUACGCCACACCACAGCUCCAACCAGUUUUUUUCGAACAACUUACCGCCCAACAUCGCCUCUCCCCGCCACCCAUUCCCCACCGCAGGACAGGCCAUGGCUGCGCAGGGCAUGAGCGGACAGGGAAUGGGCUUCGGCAACAUGAAUAUGAACAUGAGCAUCAAUCCAGCACAGCUGUUCGCCGGUGGCCCGGACUCGCCGAUGCGUCUCAGCAACCCUGGAAUGGCACAAGCUAUGGGUGGGAUGGGGAUGAACAUGUCCGGCAUGGGAAUGGGCAUGAAUAUGUCCAGCAGCGCAGAUGCGAUGAGCAUGAGCAUAGGCUCACCAGAUCCACGGCGGCGUUUGACACGAGGGAUGAGUGGAGAGGAUGGAUUCGGUGGCAUGCAUGGGUAG
Molecule: messenger RNA, 852 nt
Organism: Laetiporus sulphureus 93-53
Lineage: Eukaryota; Fungi; Basidiomycota; Agaricomycetes; Polyporales; Laetiporaceae
Exons: 3
Coding region: 1-852 (283 amino acids)
Source: RefSeq, a predicted model, not a curated record